CGAACAAAAACUCGUCCUCUCAUCAUGGCAUCAUCUCUUCCUCAGUUCCACCCCGAUUUCACAUUUUCCGGUGAGACUCCGUCGCUGUUUCACGGCUCUUCUUCAUGUCCUGACGUCUCAGCUCUAUCCAAUUACUUUGACGACGGCUAUGGCUCCUUCAACGCAUCUUCUAACCCAGAAUCCACGUUUUUCCCGCAAGUUUUUGGGGUUUCUGACGUUUCUAUGCCGGAGUACAACAAUUACUACCAGAAUGUAGGUGUGAAUGUGAAUGGCACACAAUAUUUUCAUGUUGGGAAUCAAGAGUACUACGGCUAUUCACCGGAGAUCAAGCCCUUGUUUCAUCCGUCCACUGGAGAGCAAUCAUUGCAGGGAAAUAGUGAAGGAGGGAUGCAAGCUGAGCCGAACACAAAAGUGGGACGCUAUUCGGUUGAAGAACGUAAAGACAGAAUCAUGAGGUACUUGAAGAAGAAGAACCAGCGCAACUUCAAUAAGACAAUCAAGUAUGUAUGUCGUAAAACCCUAGCUGACCGGCGAGUUCGUGUUCGAGGACGAUUUGCUAGAAACAAUGAUACAUGUGAGCAACCAUCUCACAUGUCUAAGAAUCACAACAACCAUUCUGAAAAAGACGAAGAUAUGUUUUCUGGAUCAGACGACUAUCUAAUUCAGCAGGUGGAAAACGACGAUGUAUGGCUUCAAGAAGCAAUGUCCAAUCUAAUUUCGUUUCCUUGUGAAUUAAACACUGCCGGAGAUUCUCAUCAUCCAAACACAUGGAGCUUCUGAUCCUAUACUACCUCGCUCAUUUACUGCUGAAUCAAAAAAAAAUUUACUGCUGAAUCAUUUAAUUAAUGUCGCUUGGCAUAAAAUUUGAUCUAUUAGUUCAGUUUAAUUAUAACUAAGCAGGUUAGUUAUUUUAUUAUAUAUCUGUUAUCAUAAUAUACUUAAUUAUUCAUGGGGUUAAUGAACAUGAAGAUUCUGCCUAGAAUGUAAAUAAAAGAACUUCAAUUGAUCAUCAUAUCCUUUGAUUGUCACUUGAUCAUCACAUCCAUGACGUGAGAAUAAUUUCACCCAAUAAUGA
Messenger RNA from Raphanus sativus (radish), 1075 nucleotides. RefSeq names its product two-component response regulator-like APRR1. The record is from RefSeq and is a predicted model, not a curated record. Gene Ontology annotation, molecular function: protein binding. The transcript is spliced from 4 exons. NCBI's taxonomy places the organism in Eukaryota, Viridiplantae, Streptophyta, Magnoliopsida, Brassicales, Brassicaceae. Gene Ontology annotation, cellular component: nucleus. Bases 25 to 780 code for a protein of 251 amino acids. Gene Ontology annotation, biological process: regulation of flower development.